CCUUUGUGAUGCACAUCAGACUCUGUUCUUCUUCCAUAGUCUUAGGAUUUAGGAUUGUUAUCUCGUCUAAAAUUAGGAUUUAGAAUUUAGAAAUUAAAAUUUGACCUUUUCUUUAUAUUGACAAAUUAUAGAUUACAUGGAAAAAGGAAAAUUAAUUCCGGGAUUUCAUUUCAAUCCCACUGAUGUAGAGCUUCUAAAGUAUUUUUUGAAGAGAAAAGUGACAGGCAAAAAGCUACCCAAUGUGAUUGCUGAGAUUAACGUUUAUCAGUAUUGUCCCUGGGAUCUCCAAGGUAAGUCACAUCUGAAAAGUGGGGAUUUGGAGUGGUACUUCUUCUGUGCAAGAGGAAAAAAUUAUGGAAUUGGGUCGAAGACGAACCGUGCUAUAAAGAAUGGGUACUGGAAAGCUACUGGUAUGGACAAAGCUAUUGUUCAGCAUGACAAGCAAACAGUGGGGAUGAUGAAAACCCUUGUUUUCCACACUGGGAAACCGCCUCAUGGGACCCGAACUGAUUGGGUUAUGCAUGAGUAUAGGCUUCAAGAUAAAGACCUUACUGAUAAAGGAAUUGCUCAGGACUCUUAUGUUAUCUGUAAGGUGUUCCGAAAGGAGGGUCAUGGCCCACGGAGCGGUGCACAAUAUAGGAAACCAUUUAAUGAAGAAGAUUGGGAUGAUGAUGAUGACGAUGAUGAUGAUCAUCACGUUGUUGAGGAGGGGGGAACCCCUUCAACUGCUUUGGUUGCGCCGGUUUCCAUUCAGUCUAUGACAUUGGAUGGCUCUUCUUACAUGAAGGCAACCUCUGUUUCAUGUGAGUCGGGACCUGUGGCUACUUCUCCUGUCCCAUCAACUCCUUCUUCAGAUGCAAGCAUUCACACGGUUAAUAAUUCAACAGUGACUGAUCUCUCCAAAGACGAAAAAACAGUACCUAAGGAAAAUAUUGCUGCCGGUGACCUCUUGAGUAAGUUUUUUGAGGGUUUGGAAGACCUCGAGUCUGAAUACACUCCAAAUGGAAUGGGCUUGGAUGGCUUCGCCCCAAAUGGAAUAAACUAUGAUGACUUGGGGCACUUGGAUUUGAUUGAUUGCAAUUUCCUCUAG
This is a messenger RNA of Arachis duranensis, 1090 nucleotides long. Its product is annotated as NAC domain-containing protein 82. NCBI's taxonomy places the organism in Eukaryota, Viridiplantae, Streptophyta, Magnoliopsida, Fabales, Fabaceae. The record is from RefSeq and is a predicted model, not a curated record. The transcript is spliced from 4 exons. Bases 137 to 1090 code for a protein of 317 amino acids. Gene Ontology annotation, biological process: regulation of DNA-templated transcription. Gene Ontology annotation, molecular function: DNA binding.